Castor canadensis (American beaver) is the source of this 1857-nucleotide messenger RNA. It is a transcript of the gene Wnt11, whose product is annotated as Wnt family member 11. Gene Ontology annotation, cellular component: extracellular region. The record is from RefSeq and is a predicted model, not a curated record. Gene Ontology annotation, biological process: cell fate commitment; neuron differentiation; canonical Wnt signaling pathway. NCBI's taxonomy places the organism in Eukaryota, Metazoa, Chordata, Mammalia, Rodentia, Castoridae. Gene Ontology annotation, molecular function: cytokine activity; frizzled binding.
GCCCGGCCCAGGGAGAGCUGCAGCUAGCAGGGAGUCGCCCGCCGCUUGCCAGGAUCGCCCGCGUCCUUCUCCGGCCACUCCACCAAGAGGGCGCCCUCUGCUUGCUCUGCCCAAGUGCGCUCCAGCCCACAGGGGGCCGCGCUUGCCGCUCCCAAGGCCGGCGAGGGCAGCGGGGCACGCAGGGCGGGUCCGGAGAGCGCUCGGAGAGGCGGCGUGCGCGCAGGACCCGCGGCGGUGGCUUGCAGGCGGCGGGACUUCGGAGCGGCUCCUGCUGGGUGCGACUCCCGGGCGCGCCCGGCGCGAAGAUGAGGGCGCGGCCGCAGGUCUGCGAGGCGCUGCUCUUCGCCCUGGCGCUCCACACCGGCGUGUGCUAUGGCAUCAAGUGGCUAGCACUGUCCAAGACGCCGGCGGCCCUGGCGCUGAACCAGACACAGCACUGCAAGCAGCUGGAGGGCCUGGUGUCUGCGCAGGUGCAGCUGUGCCGCAGCAACCUGGAGCUCAUGCGUACCAUCGUGCACGCCGCCCGCGAGGCCACGAAGGCCUGCCGCAGGGCCUUUGCCGACAUGCGCUGGAACUGCUCCUCCAUCGAGCUCGCCCCCAACUACCUGCUUGAUCUGGAGAGAGGGACCCGGGAGUCGGCCUUCGUGUAUGCGCUGUCGGCCGCCGCCAUCAGCCACGCCAUCGCCCGGGCCUGCACCUCUGGCGACCUGCCCGGCUGCUCCUGCGGCCCAGUCCCAGGUGAGCCACCCGGGCCCGGGAACCGCUGGGGAGGAUGUGCGGACAACCUCAGCUACGGGCUCCUCAUGGGGGCCAAGUUUUCCGAUGCUCCUAUGAAGGUGAAAAAAACAGGAUCCCAAGCCAAUAAACUGAUGCGUCUACACAACAGUGAAGUGGGGAGACAGGCUCUGCGCGCCUCUCUGGAAAUGAAAUGUAAGUGCCAUGGAGUGUCUGGCUCCUGCUCCAUCCGCACCUGCUGGAAGGGGCUGCAAGAGCUCCGGGACGUGGCCACUGACCUCAAGACCCGCUACCUAUCGGCCACCAAGGUAGUACACCGACCCAUGGGCACCCGCAAGCACUUGGUGCCCAAGGACCUGGAUAUCCGACCUGUGAAGGACUCAGAACUCGUCUAUCUGCAGAGUUCACCUGACUUCUGCAUGAAGAAUGAGAAAGUGGGCUCCCACGGGACCCAAGACAGGCAGUGCAACAAGACAUCCAACGGCAGUGACAGCUGCGACCUCAUGUGCUGUGGGCGUGGUUACAACCCCUACACAGACCGCGUGGUCGAGCGGUGCCACUGCAAGUACCACUGGUGCUGCUAUGUCACCUGCCGCAGGUGUGAGCGCACGGUGGAGCGCUAUGUCUGCAAGUGAGGCCAUGCCCACAGCCUCUCCGCAGGGGCGCACUGAGCACCCGCGUGACCAGCAGGGACCUGAUGACUCCCAUGGACUUUCCCUGCAAAUUCCAGAUGCCAGGCGUGGGAGGAGGUUUGUGCCGUGUCUCCACUUAGAUGUCAGGAACAGAAGGCCUGGUUGCCCUGAAAGGAGGGCCAGGACAUCAAAGGAAACCGGCAGGAUUAAAAAUAACCUGGCAUCCUGAGGCCCUGGAGUGCCACAUGCUGCCUUCCAGGCUGGCCUAAGAAGCCUGCAACGAGGGAUGGGCAAGACUGUGCAGACUUGGCCUUUCUGGCCCAGAGAGACCAGUCUUCCGGAAUGUUCUGCAGGGCCCUGGGCCCAUCACAUGGAACCACUAGCUUGGGUUGUAAAUGUUUUUUGUUUAUUUGUUCUGUUUUGUUUUCUUUUUUUUCCUUUGGGAUGUGGGAGCUACAGAAAUAUUUAUAAAACAUAGCUUUUUCUUUGG